Messenger RNA from Dendrobium catenatum, 602 nucleotides. RefSeq names its product protein MOTHER of FT and TFL1 homolog 1. The record is from RefSeq and is a predicted model, not a curated record. NCBI's taxonomy places the organism in Eukaryota, Viridiplantae, Streptophyta, Magnoliopsida, Asparagales, Orchidaceae. Bases 14 to 535 code for a protein of 173 amino acids. The transcript has 4 exons.
UCUCUCUUCGGCCAUGGCCUCAACCUUUGUGGAGUCUUUGGUGGUGGGGAGAGUGAUAGGGGAGGUGGUCGACCUCUUUGUUCCUACAGUGACUAUGUCAGUAAAUUAUGGUGCGAAGCACAUUAACAAUGGCUGCCAUGUAAAGCCAUCAAUGGCGGUCAACCCACCGGCGCUGUGCAUCUCUGGAAAUAUCUCUGAUCUCUAUACCUUGAUUAUGACAGAUCCAGAUGCACCAAGCCCAAGUGAGCCCAGAAUGAGGGAAUGGAUACACUGGCUGGUGGUCAAUAUUCCAGGUGGGACUGAUCCUUUCAAAGGAGAAGAAAUUGUUCCAUAUAUGCCGCCUCAGCCACCGCUGGGCAUCCACCGCUACGUCUUCGUUCUGUUCCAGCAGGAGAAGAGAAUAGAAGGAAUGAGUCCAUUGGCCAGCCGCGCCAAUUUCAACACUCGGUUGUUCGCUUCACAACUUGAGCUUGGCCUCCCCGUCGCCGCCGUCUACUUCAAUUGCCAGCGAGAGCCCAACAACCGCCGCCGCUAGUUUAUAUUUUUUAAUGUUUUUCUAUGUAUUUCGAUAAAUUAUUAAUUCUAUCCAUAUUCUCAUCAUA